Messenger RNA from Dinoponera quadriceps, 3065 nucleotides. RefSeq lists its product as uncharacterized. Bases 1500 to 2138 code for a protein of 212 amino acids. NCBI's taxonomy places the organism in Eukaryota, Metazoa, Arthropoda, Insecta, Hymenoptera, Formicidae. The record is from RefSeq and is a predicted model, not a curated record. The transcript has 2 exons.
GUCAUUGUGCUUUAUUUUACAUUAAAAGAAGGAUUUGGUAAUAAUUACCAAGAUUUGGCUAAAUAAUUGUAUUUAAAUUGUUUGGUUACUGCACCCGUAUCAUUUAGUACUCAUAUAUUGUACAAGACAUUUUAACUUAAGAUGUUUCAGCCAUCACAUUUGAUCGUUAACAAUUAAGGUUAAUGUAAAGAGAAAAUUCCUCUAUCAUUUUGCAAACAACACGCAUAAUUUCGAGUUAUUAAUGAUUGAAAACGGCUAUCUAUUGAGGUUCUUCCUAUACAGCACAAUAAAAUUGCAGAUAUAUUGCAGUAAUAUUUUUUGCAAGGCUGCAAAAUUGCAGAAACAUUAUAAAAUUUCGCUACAACGUUGCUGUGACAUUUCAAAAAUAGCAAAAUGUCUGCUCAUAGAAAUAUUGUAAUAUAAUGUUGUAGAAACAUUGCAAUAUAAUAUACUGGGGGCGUCAGCUAAAUCCGGGCAAAAUAGACAACAUAUUAUCAAAUAUUUAUUGGUAAUACGUACAAAAUUACAUAAAAACCUUUUCUCGUUUCAUUUGUGGAAACGUUAUAGACAAAAAUUACUCAAUGUAACCACCGUCUGCCGCAAUUGCUGGUUCGAUCCUGGGCCUGAAGCGAUCGCACGCUCUCUGCAACGCCGGCUAGUCCAUAUUGAAGAAUACUGCUUCAAUAGCGGCCUAGAGAAAUGCCACAUUAGGAUGUCUCGACUUGUUUAUAAUCCUUUCAAUCACGCUCCAUACAUAAUAGUUUAACGGAUAUAAAUCUGGACCAUUCGGAGGACAAAACUCUUUGCUCCAAAACUUGUCCAUGUUGUCUGACAGCCAGUUUUAGAUCAAAUGACUCGUAUAAGCUAGUACGCCGUCCUGUUGGCAGAUGUACGACCUUCCGGAGGCCGCAGUGUCUAUCCAUGGCUUGACUACUGUUGUCAAAACAAGUCAAUAUAUUUUCUUUGUGACUGUUUCUCCUCAUUAAAAAAUUGCGUAGGUAUGACGUCACCCUCGCUGGAGACAACGCUUAGGACGUGAACACUGGCUGGAAACUAGGUCCUAGCUACAACGGGGACAUCUUCGGGGUUAUAGGCGAGCUAACGGUAUUUCCUGCGGUUCACUUUUGCGUCGAUGGUAAACAUUUUUUCGUCACAAAAACUCGUUUUUAACGAACACACAAGCAACAGAUUAGUAUUUGUCCUGACACGCGUAACGUGCCACGACAUGCAACCUCAGCUUUUAGGCUAUACGCUACCAAACAUCUAUUCUAUCUUUCCAGCUUUGGCAACGAUUGACAAGAAAGCGGGCAAUGGAAAAAUCCAGCAGCGCCUGUGGGCGUACUUCGCAGGAUAGGCAGUUCGGCCGUGACCGUACGCGCCUCCUAACCCUCCAACCGCGCGCGGGGUGUGCGGUAAACCGCUAGCCCCCACGCAGCCUACGCACGUGCCACGUCCACGGAGACCGCGGAGAGGUAAUAGGAUUAGGUGUUCUAAAUGAAAUGGGAUAUGACUGGAUGCAAGGAUACAAGAUCCUGCUCGUCAGCCAUUGGAUAACGGGUGGGACCCUGCCUAGUUUGGAAGCUAAACUCUACCUAGGAACCCAGCUAAGAAUGCCUAAACAACCCGGGCAUGUGGUGAUCUCGCGAAGCUUACGAGGCCACACCCCCAUAACCGAGGUCUCAGACAACCCUCAACUUAGUUGUUCCAGAAAUCUACCAAUAACCUCCCUUUAUCCAAAGGAUCUCCUUGCAAAAGUGGGCAAAGACCGAGAAAGCCUCUGGAGACGACACCAAGAAAGGUGCUGCCGUCGACCAUUUCCAGGCCCCGACCAGAACGAAUUCCCGCAGAGCCUUUCUCUGCGGUUCGAAGAACUGGCAAUGGAGGAGGUGAUGAGCCGCAGUGUCCACGCCAUCCCCGCAAGCACACAUCCCACCGUCUACAAGUCCCAGACCCACGAGGCGCCUCUGGAAGUUGCCAUGUCCGAUGAUCAUUUGCGUGACGUAGUGGUCGGGUUUGAACUAGGACGCACCAACCCUAGCCUCGACAUCGCCGAAGAAGGCACGUGUGAUGUGACCUUUGACAGAAGAAGACCAUCUAUUCUGCCACAUCUCCAUUGUCGCAACCCUCACGAGGUCUAGCGCUUCCUUUUGGUUCCCUGCGAAAGGAACAAUCCUAUCUCCUUGGCCAUCCUCUCUUUUCUAACUUCGAAUCGCGCCCCGGAUUCCGUGAAAAGGAUGUCGACGGGAACUGCACCCGCAGCCACACAGAGCGACUCAGUCGAUGCCGUGCGAUACGCGGCGGUCACCGAAAUGAGCACUCGGCGCUGCAGAGACCUGAGGACUUUCACGUCGCCCCUGGUGAACAGGUCGGUCCACCCAGCGGCAGCGUGUGCCACCGUCGGUGCGAACACGCCCCGGUAUAUAGCCGAGAGCGCCCCAAAACGCAGGACCCAUUUACAUCCCGCCUGCCUGUCUAGCUUACUAAAAAGCGAACCGACCGUUUCGCUGAGAUAUUUGCAAUGGGUGGAUACACCCAUUCCUCUAUCUAUGUGGAUGCCAAAGUACCUAACUGAUUUCUUAAAUUGAAUCUUAUUAUUUCCUAAUCGGAUGGUCGGUGGCCUACUCGCGAGGUCAGCCUUUUUGGCCCUGACCGCUUUUCGUUUUUGAUCGGGACGCGCUCCUCCCCGUCUGCCUAUUGGAGCCCUUUUGACAAGAUCACUCUUGAGGAAAAUUGCCUCAGUCUUUCGCGACGAGAUCUAAUUUGACAAAGUUACACCAUUUCCCUAUUUCCAACUUGUUUUCUUUUUGACGUUUUCUCUUUCCAGAGACAGUGUAAACUACUACACAGUGUGUGUACUUGACUUGUGAGAACUGUUGGAAAUAUCAGAAAGGUAAUGUUAGAUCAGAAUCACCUUUAGUGAGAUUAUAGUUUGCAGUAAAUAUUUCACAAAAAUAUUCUCCUUUAUUUGUAUCAAGUACAUACUAUUUGUAUAAUUUCAGCUACACUGCAAAUGAAUUGUCAUUACUUGAAUAUUAAAUGAAAUAAAAUGUCAGGUAGUAAAAAGU